AUGUCAGAGGAUAAAUUUACAUUUAUGAAAGAUAUUUGGCAACACAUUCCAAGACCCAAGUCAUCCGACAAUACUGAAGCUACAUUGCAACAAAAUGAAGGGGAAGGCACCAUCGAAGAUGAGGUUCAUGCGGAUACGUCAGCAGUUAUUUUAGGUCAUGACUAUCAAGGAGAUAGUAUAGCAGAUAAGAUAAAGAGCUUGAUUUGGUUGAGUUACAGGACAGGCUUCCAACCAAUUGCUAAGCAUGAAGACGGACCUUAUCCUUUGCAGUUCAUAUCAUCGAUGGUAUUCAAUAGGAAUCCUUUCCUGGCCCAAUUUCUGAGUUUCAUCAAUAAUGAUUUCUUCACUACUGACGUUGGCUGGGGUUGUAUGAUACGUACAUCACAAAGUUUGUUGGCAAAUGCUUUGGUAAAAUUUGGUAAUGAAGAAGAGGAGGUGAUCAAGUUAUUCAAAGACGAUGAAUCUGCAACUUAUUCACUUCACAAUUUUAUAAAAGUAGCUAACGAGUCUCCUUUGCACGUCAGGCCCGGUCAAUGGUUUGGUCCAAAUGCAGCAUCGUUAUCCAUACAAAGGUUGUGUAGAGGUGAAUUGAAUGUUAUAAUAAGUGAAAGCUCAGACUUAUACGACGAUCAAAUUAAAUCAAUGAAAGGCAACUUACUUGUAUUGUUGCCUAUUCGUUUGGGAAUCGACAAGAUCAAUUCUAUUUAUCACGAUUCUAUCUUGCAGUUAUUGAAUUUGCCUCAGUCCAUUGGAAUUGCAGGAGGAAGACCAUCCUCAAGCUUCUAUUUUGUGGGAUUCGACAAUAUUAAUAAGGACCUUCUCUACUUAGAUCCUCAUUAUCCUCAGCAAUGUGCCGAGGAUGGGAUUAAAGAAUCCUUUUACACUAAAAACUAUCAAAGACUCAAAAUCGAUGACUUAGAUCCUUCCAUGAUGGUUGGUUUGGUGAUCAAAAAUUGGGAAGAUUACGAAAAUCUCAAGGAAAGAUUGAAAGGAACUAAAAUAGUUCAUUUCCAAUCGAAGGAGAGCACCUUCAAAGACAUUGCUGAUGUUGAGUCUAUAGCUGAUGACGAAUUGGAUGAUCAUUUGGGCCAUACUCAAAAAAACGAUAAAGAAGAUAACGACUUCGUAUCUAUAGAUCAUAAUAUAGAAAAUGAAGACGUCGUAGAAAUAGAAAACAGCAAGAUCGAUUCUUCUUAUGACUUGAUUAAAUAA
Molecule: messenger RNA, 1212 nt
Organism: Yamadazyma jaroonii
Lineage: Eukaryota; Fungi; Ascomycota; Pichiomycetes; Serinales; Debaryomycetaceae
Source: the annotation of a GenBank genome assembly